Messenger RNA from Vigna umbellata (rice bean), 1993 nucleotides. It is a transcript of the gene NANA, whose product is annotated as Eukaryotic aspartyl protease family protein. Gene Ontology annotation, molecular function: aspartic-type endopeptidase activity. NCBI's taxonomy places the organism in Eukaryota, Viridiplantae, Streptophyta, Magnoliopsida, Fabales, Fabaceae. The record is from RefSeq and is a predicted model, not a curated record. Gene Ontology annotation, biological process: proteolysis.
UGGUUGCUGGUGUCCCCCACCUCCAUCCAUCCUAGUAAAAUGGACCCAUCACCACCAAAACCAGCUCAAUCUCAUUCUCCCUCACAUUUCUAGCCCCUUUAUUCUCCCCCUCUCAUUCAUUCAUUCAUUCAUUCCUUCCUUCUCAACCCCAUUUUCAUCAACCACCCAUUCUUCAAACCCAAAAAAAACACACACAUUGCUAUUUUACCACAGUCAUCUUUAUAUCAUUAUCUUCGUUAUCAUCAUCAACACAUCACAUUACACAAUUGAUGGGGAGGAUGAUGCAAUGGAACAAAACCAACAACUCCGACAACAUGUUUAAGGUUUCGAUUCUCUUCACCUUCACCCUCGCCCUCCUCCUCUUUUCUCUCCCCGCCGCUGUGCACGGCGCCAGACUCGAGCUGGUGCACCGGAACCAUGACCGCUUCACCGGCGGCAAGUUGGAUCGGGUAGAGGCCUUCAAAGGGUUCGUCCAGAGGGACAACCAUCGACGACUGCAGAUCAACCAAAGGCUGGGGUAUGACGACGACUACGACACGCGGAGGAGGGCCGCGGAAACAGACUCGGACACGUCCGAAGCGGAAAUGCCGUUGCUCACCGGGCGAGACCUCGGCAUCGGAGAGUACUUCGUGCAGGUUAAGGUGGGCACGCCGGGGCAGAAACUCUGGCUGGCCGCCGACACCGGCAGCGAGUUCACGUGGUUCAACUGCUACUCGCGGGAGAAGGCCGAUGUCCCACGCCAGAGUCCGAAGAAGAAGCGUCUGCGUCGCGCGAGGAGCCACCACCACCACCACCACCACCACAGAGGGUCGAAGAACCACACCAGAACGAAGAAGAAGGCCAGGAAUAAGAACAAGAACGAUCCCUGCAUUGGUGUGUACUGUCCCGACAAGUCUCGAACGUUUCACUCUGUGACGUGUGCUUCCAGAAAGUGUAAGGUUGACCUCAGCGACCUUUUCUCCUUGACCUAUUGCCCCAAUCCAUCUGAUCCUUGCCUAUACGAUAUCGGGUAUGCUGAUGGAUCAUCUGCAAAGGGGUUCUUUGGCACUGACAGUAUCAUAUUAGGCAGUUCAAAUGGGAAGGAAGAAAAACUGAAUAAUCUGACAGUUGGGUGCACACAAGAAAUGCUAGAUGGGAUAAACUUCAACGAAGAAACUGGUGGCAUAUUGGGACUGGGCUAUUUCAAGGACUCAUUCAUUGAUAAAGCAAGUAGCAAAUAUGGUUCCCAAUUCUCCUAUUGUCUUGUUGACCAUUUGAGCCACACAGACGUCCCUAGUGUUCUAACUCUUGGAGGCCAUCACAAAGCCAAAUUGCUGGCCGAAAUGCAAAAAACCGAACUCAUUCUGUUUCCUCCAUUCUAUGGUGUGAGUGUGGUUGGCAUCUCACUUGGGAACCAAAUGCUGAAUAUCACACCUGAGGUUUGGAAUUUCGAUGCUCAAGGAGGCACCAUAGUUGACACCGGCACAACCCUGACUGCACUACUCACCCCAGCCUAUGAUCCAGUUUUUGAGGGUCUGACGAAGCCCCUAAGCACAGUGAAGAGGUUAGCUGCAGAAGAUUUUGGAGCUUUAGAAUUUUGCUUUGAAAGUGAUGGGUUUGAUGAUAAAAUAGUGCCAAGAUUAGCAUUCCACUUUGCAGGGGGAGCAAAGUUUGAGCCACCAGUUAAGAGCUACAUCAUUGAUGUGGCACCCCAAGUGAAGUGCAUUGGAAUUGUGCCAAUACUGGGUGCAGCUGGUGUAAAUGUCAUUGGCAAUAUCAUGCAGCAAGACCAUCUCUGGGAUUUUGACUUUGGAAAACGCACAGUAGGCUUUGCUCCUUCUGCCUGCUCCUAGUUCUAUUCCUUUCUUUCCUCCAAAACAUAUAUCUAUGCAACUACUAAUCCCUUCCGUCUGCACCUUUCUGCCUUUGUCAAUGUGAUUAUUUCCAUCUCUUUCUUUCCCCAUUGGCUCUUCCCAACAGAAACAACUCACAUUAGAUGUUUGUCUUGUUCCAA